CCUCUGAUCAGAGCAGUGAGCUGUGAAAUCUGAGUCCAGUCCAACUCCAGGUUCAAUCAUCCUGUGUCAACCAGGUUAACCUUAAUCUGUCAGCCACAGUAACCAGGUUACCUGCUGGUUAGUGCAGUUUUUAUCUGAUGUCUUUUUGUCUCCAGGUCUUCUCCUCCUGUUUGGGAUGUUACUCACCUCGUCCCAAAUCUCAGUCAUGGUGUCUUCAUCUGAUGAAAACUACCAACCUGCCAUUUAAAAUGACUUCUACAAGAAAACCUGUGACAGCUGCAUCUCUGUUGAUACUUAUGAUCAAAGUCUUCAGUGGAAAUACGCUGAGGUGUCAUCCAGCAGAGUAUCAGAUAGAGGACGAAUGCUGUCCCAUGUGUCUUGCUGGAAGUCGUGUUAAAACAGAUUGUACAGAGUUCAGAAGUACUUCCUGUUUGCCCUGCAUGGAUGGAUCCUUCAUGAAUAAACCUACUGGACUUAAACACUGUUUUACCUGCACCAGCUGUGAUGCAGGUUCUGGUCUGAAGAUAAAGACUUCAUGCACAGCAACCUCAGAUACACUUUGUGAACCACUGGAAGGAUUCUACUGUAUAGACUUCACAGAGAACCACUGUGUGGCAGCACAGAAACACAGCAGCUGUCAACCAGGACAAUACAUCAGGGAGAAAGGAACAGCCCUCAGAGACACUGUGUGCUCUGACUGCAGUGGGGGGACAUUUUCAGAUGGGACAUUUCCAUCUUGUCAGCCACACACACAAUGUCAAUCACAAAACCUUCAGCUGAUAAGAGCAGGAACUGCUUCAACUGAUGCUGAAUGUGGACCACACAGUUCAUAUGGGACAGUGAUUGGGGCCAGUGUUGGAGUUAUAGUGCUUAUUUUAUUCAUUUGCAUAAUUUCCUUUGUAGCCUGGAAGAAAACACGCAGAGGAAACAGAGGAAAUGGAAGCAGACAGACAGAGAGAAACUCAGCUGGAGCAGAAAUAUCACUGACAGGUGGAGCAUGAACAGCAGCAGCAGGUGAGACAGCAGUGUUUUCUUCCUUGAAAUCUUCAUUGACUGAGGACUGUCUGACUGAGCUGACAUCUUUACACAUGUACCAGAGCUUUCUGCUUUAAGUAAACGUAUUUCUGUCCUCAGCAGGAGACGACCUGGACAUCAGCAGAUAAACACUGUCUGUUCACUGCAGAGUUAAUGA
Toxotes jaculatrix (banded archerfish) is the source of this 1192-nucleotide messenger RNA. Its product is annotated as tumor necrosis factor receptor superfamily member 14-like. Bases 138 to 1001 code for a protein of 287 amino acids. Gene Ontology annotation, molecular function: transmembrane signaling receptor activity; protein binding. Lineage: Eukaryota; Metazoa; Chordata; Actinopteri; Toxotidae. The transcript has 8 exons. Gene Ontology annotation, biological process: defense response to Gram-positive bacterium; positive regulation of cytokine production involved in immune response; apoptotic process. The record is from RefSeq and is a predicted model, not a curated record. Gene Ontology annotation, cellular component: external side of plasma membrane; membrane.